Messenger RNA from Centruroides sculpturatus (bark scorpion), 6636 nucleotides. Its product is annotated as nuclear factor 1 X-type-like. Gene Ontology annotation, cellular component: nucleus. The record is from RefSeq and is a predicted model, not a curated record. The transcript has 13 exons. The coding region runs from base 16 to 2073 and encodes 685 amino acids. Gene Ontology annotation, biological process: regulation of transcription by RNA polymerase II. Gene Ontology annotation, molecular function: DNA-binding transcription factor activity, RNA polymerase II-specific; RNA polymerase II cis-regulatory region sequence-specific DNA binding. NCBI's taxonomy places the organism in Eukaryota, Metazoa, Arthropoda, Arachnida, Scorpiones, Buthidae.
CGAAUUUUUAAAAUUAUGUAUUUGUUUCUACAGGAUGAAUUCCAUCCAUUCAUUGAGGCUCUUUUGCCUCAUGUCAAAUCAUUUUCAUACACAUGGUUCAAUCUACAGGCUGCAAAACGGAAAUAUUUCAAAAAACACGAGAAACGUAUGAGUUUAGAAGAGGAAAGAAGGUGUAAAGAAGAACUUCACAAUGAGAGAACAGAAGUGAAGCAAAAAUGGGCAUCACGACUUUUAGGAAAAUUACGGAAAGACAUAACACAGGAAUGCAGGGAAGAUUUUGUUUUAGGCAUUACUGGGAAAAAGCAUGCAACCUGUGUACUAAGUAAUCCUGAUCAAAAAGGGAAAAUGAGAAGAAUUGAUUGUCUCCGCCAAGCCGAUAAAGUUUGGAGAUUAGACUUGGUCAUGGUAAUAUUAUUUAAAGCCAUCCCAUUAGAGAGUACUGAUGGUGAAAGGUUGGAAAAAUCACCAGAAUGUCUUCAUCCAAAUCUUUGUGUAAAUCCGUACCACAUUAAUGUUUCUGUCCGUGAAUUAGACUUAUACUUGGCAAAUUUUAUACUCAGUCAUGAAACAUUAAGUGGAUCAAGAGAUAUAUGCGAUGAAGAUAAAGAAGAAGAAAGGGACAACAAUACUAUAUUUGCAACAGGUGUUUUCACAUCUGCUGAAUUAUAUAGGUUAUCUAAAGCAUCAAUUAUGCAUCCACUUAAUAACAAUCAGCCACCAUUAAAUAUGAUAAAAAUAGAAUCGCCAACCUAUUAUUGCAAUAGUUAUUCCUCGCCACCUGAUCAUAGGACAUUAACUGCAAGUACAGGAGGACCUAUUGUUGGUGUGCCAUCUCACAAUAAUCACGGUCCUCCUCAUCAUCAUCCAGCUAGUCCUACUUUGGAAUCUCGUAAUAUGAAUAAAAGACUUCGGAGGAUUUCAUCGACAGAUGACGAUUUAGACAAGACAUCCGCCGACAUAAGUACUUUCUAUACACAUAGUCCAGCCAAUAUGCACAGUCAUACACCUUGGGGAAAUGAAAUGGAACAUAGUGGAACUCAGCCUAUGCAUAUACAACAUACAACCCAUACAGAUAAAAUUAAAACAGAAGCUAGUGGAAAUUUUGUCACAGUAAGUGGUGGACCACUAACACCACAUGCUUCGCCGAAAGAUGUGGGUAUGGCAUCUCCUGAUAUCACAUACAGUACAAAGUCAGUAGUGUCACCAGAAGGGAGAGAUGGAAUGCAGCAUCAUAAUUCCAUGAAUAUAAACUCGCCGGCGUCCAGUCUCGGAGGUCCACUUCCUCACAACAGUCCGUACUAUAUAACUGCAGGGAAGUAUCAGGAGAAUGGUGAUACGUUAUCAGAUUUUGUCAACUUAGUUUGUCAAGAAGCUCAAAAUUCAGGAUCAAACACACAAACAAAUACAGAGUCAGGAGUUCGUAGUCCAACAAAACUUCCUCACUUUUAUACAAGUUCAAUGCUUCCUCCUCCCCCACCAGCUCCAAUGGCUCGGCCUGUGGCUAUCAUCAGGUCAACUGGUAGUACCUCACCUCCUGGUUCAGAAACUUCUGGUCCACCUUCAGGUCGAGAUUCAAGAAAACAAGUCACUACACCGCCAACUACUACUACUACUGGAUCAAGUACAAGCAACAAUGUAGAUACAUCUAUUAACAGAUCUGUGAUGAGUAGUCCAUUUACCUCUCUUGGUCGACCUGAACAUAAUUUUUCUCAUAUUCAUUCACAACCACCUCAGCUUUUCUCCUAUCCAAAUAUUAGUCCUGUAAGUGCUAUGAGUGGUGUAAUAAGCCCAACAAAUUUAAGCAUGUUUACUUCACCUGUUACAACUCCAAGAAAUACUCCUAGAAAUACCCCUGUACCACGAUGGAAUCCUCCAUUCAUAUCACUGGACGAAAACAUGGACUACAACAUGAUGGCAGGUUUAAUGUCGAGUACAAAUCCUGAGACGGAUCCUCCUCAUAUAAUUGGUGCUGAAGAAAGAUUCUUCUCAGUCGUGCACAAUUCGGAAACUGUAGAUACAAGUAAUCAGACAGGAAGUGCUCCUUCUACACCUACAAAAUCUCAGCCCUCCUAAGAAUUAAUUUAAAAAAGCCUCUCAUUCUUUGAUGUACUGCUUAAAAUUCAUAGAGUAAUAUAAAUUGAAAGAAAAAUUUAUGGAUUGAACCAUAUUAAAAUAACAGAAAAAGUGUUUCUGUGACACGAUUGCCUAUUUACAGUAGCAGCUUUAUAAAAACCUUUUUUUGGGUCUGAUAUGAAAUUAGAAGAUGUAUUGUCACAACAGUUAUACAAGAUCAAAGAAAAGAAAGGAUAUUACGAACUCAGGUAUCAUGUAAUUUGUAAUCUCCAUUUGGGCAUCUGAACUUUUAAAGAGCCUAAAAUUUUCAUCUGCUCACUUGAAGAGUUGGCUUGAUAGCUUGGCCAUUUACAACGAGUGUAUUUCACAAAUGACAAACGAAACUCCAAGACAGCUCUCUUCUUACAAGACACAUUUAUAAUGUGCUUGCCUUACAAAAUUAUGAAAGAACUUCUGAGAUCAGCUUGUAAGAUGUCGCUUUCCUUGUAACAAUAAGAAAAUGAAGCGACUAUCUUCCGCCCAUUUAUAAAACUUUUUGUGUAGUUUUAGAUUCUCAGAACGUUGAAAUUUCCUAAUUUUUGGUAGUAAAGAUUUAGAGCACAACUUCCCACUUAGAUCAUCCUUUGAAAAAUUAUUAAUCUAAUUAUUCACAUCUUCAAAGCAAUAGAGUAAGACUAAUACAUUCUAAUUGUUGAUCCUACUUAAAAAAAUUUGUAUUCAUCUAUAGUAAAGUAAGACUUGCAUAUAGGACAACUAACUGCUUAAUAAACAGCUCAAUUUAAAAAAAUUAAAUCAUGAUGCAAAGUAAUCAAUAUGCAAUAAAACAAAAACAAAAGAAAAAGAAAAACUAUAUUGUUAAACAAAGAUUUAGUUGUAUUUUCUACUUCAUCAUUCAAUAUCAGUUAGUUGGUUCUAUUUGCAAGUCUAAAAAGAUAAUAGAAUCAUGCAAUGAUAAUAUUAAAAAUUUAGCUUUUUGACAGUUCAAUUUUUUCCAUCAAUUUUUCCUAUAGGCUGGAAAAUAUGUACCUGAAAUUAGAUAUUAUUAUUAUUAUGCAUUUAAAAAAAAAAUUAUUUUAAUUAGAACAUCUUUCUUCACUAGAUAAAUUUAGAUUUAAAAUUAUUCAAAAACUCUCCACUUUCCAGAUGAUACAUAGUACUUAGUCUUUCUCAUAAUUAAAUUGCUCUUAGAUAAUCUUGCAAGUGAGGAAAACGUAAAGUGAGCAUUAUGGUGUUUUAAUGUGUUUCAAACCAAGAAUUUCCUUUUAGUGAUUAUCAUUUAGAUAGUUUUUCCAUAUCUCUACCUCUAAAUGAAAUUUCUGUUAAUUAUUUGAAUAAUUGUUCCUUAGCACAUCUAAAUAACAUAAUUUUCUUUUUAAAUUUACUCCUUAUUUUAUUAGAAAUAAUUUUGUAUAUAACCUAUUAGUUCUUCUGGAUGUUAUUUUCUUUUAAUGCCAGUUUAUAUAUUAGGAAAUAAGGAAAUUCUGACAAUAAAUCAGAAUGACAAUACAAAAACAAGAAGAAGGCCCUUAGAGGAUGUGAUUAUACUGUAUUAGGCACGUAUCCUCAUUGUAAAAUAGAAUAUUGAAAGAUUUAGAUGUAUAGGUAUUGCAUAGAUGCUUAAAGAAAUAAAUAAAUUUGAGACUUUUAUAGGAACUUCUUACAUAAACUAGGAUUCUUUCAACCUAGAUUAUGUAGUUAUUGAUAAGCUAUGCAAAUAUACAAACUAAAAAUAAAAAAAGUUUUGUUGUCGUCAUCAUUUUAUUUUUGUUUUCUCGGAAGUUUGUGGUUUAUUAUUUUUUAGAUGACAAAGCCUCAUUUUGAUUUGUGGCUCAGAGCUUUUAAUUAUAUGUUUCAUUAUCGUCUUCCUUUCUUUUUAUUAAUGUGCAUUAUGAGAAGUGUUCAGAAAAGAUGUAGAGUUUGUUAUUGCUUUUAUUUAAAUGUAUUUUUAUGUAUUGUAAAUAUAAAGUGUAUUGUACAGCUUUAUUAAGAAAGAGAAAUUUAAUAUAUUGUGUUGGAAAGUUGUAAUUUGGGUGAAGGGAAAACGAUAAUUUAUAUAAUGGGCAUUCUUGCUGAGGAUUAAGAAUGACUAAAUUUAAUUACGAAAAAAUUAAAUGUUAUAUAUAUUGCUUUUUUAUGUUCCAACAAUUAGAAUGGCUAGUCUUUUUGAAAAGAUGCUAUAUAAGAAAAAUUACAAAAUGAUAAAAACAAUUCUUUUUAUCAAAAGCAAAAAUAACACCAAAGGGUUGUUUAUGAAAUUUAAUUAUUUAUUAAAUCAAUUUAACUCUUGUUGAAUAAUUUGUUUUAUAAUGGCCUUGUUUUUAUAUUGAAAUAAGUGUCAAAGUAUUAAAAAAAAAUCAUCUCCACCGUAAGUGCCUACAUAUCGAGUACAAUUAUGCUCGGUAAAAAAGAAAACAAGCAAAAUAAAUGUUUUUUGUGUAAAAUCCCACACCCGAAAUCGCUUUGUUAUAACUGUUAAAAUAAUGUUUGUUGUACGUCGGUUUAUUUUGUUAUUAUGAAGUGAAAAUUUAAUUAAUAUUUAUGUUCAUGUCAUAUUUUAUAUCCUAAAUAUGUUAUUUGAUAGAGAAGUUUAGUUUUUUGUUAAAUGAUUGCAAAUUUUAAAUGUUUAUAAUAGUUUUAAAAAAUAAUAAUAACUAAUCAUUAACUAUUGAGCUUUGCACAUUUGCUGUUAAUUCUAUUAUACCUCAACAAGGUGCCCAUAGAAGCAAAUUUGUAGCAAAAUAUUCAGUAGCAAAGACAUUGCAUUAUUUGUUGUAUAAACAAAAAAACUUUUUUUGUUUUUGAUUCAGAGCAUUAGAUGAUGAAUACAUUCAAAUCUAUUUACAAUUUUUCAAAGCCUUAAAAAAUAUGCAUGCAGGGUCCAACAUUAUUAGAUGACUUUCCCUCGAAAUGUUAUUUCAAUCAUUUUAAUAUGUAUAGCUGUUAGCCGCUUCAUUCAAGAACAUUUUUUGUCUUAUUUUAGAAAGGAUAAGAGUCGAUCUGGUCAUUGGCUGUCAAUGCAAGUCCACACAGCAGGAAUUGUCUGUGAUAAAAUAAAAAUUAGUAGAUGGUAAUUAUUGAAUUUUGAUCAAACGAGAUCUUUUUAUGUGGAAAUUUUUCUUUCUGUGUGCUGUAAAACUGUAGAUUUUAUUUUCAUUUAUGAUUCAGAUUAUCUGAAUGUAGUGAUAAUAGUUUCCACAUAAUCUGUAAAUAGUUUACAUGCAGGAAUAGAAUAGUUUGUCUGUUUUAGGAUUUUUUUUUUUUUUAUUCUUUAACAAAUUUGAAUGUAUCUAUAUAACACUUACCAUAUUCGAUAUAUUUAAUUUUUGAAAUCACUAACAUAUGAUGUACAAUAUUAUUUCUGUGUAUGAUUAUUCUUACAAAUGGCCCAAUUUUUCCUCUCAAUAAUGUACAAACGAAUCAUUACUGCCACAGUUUUUCUUUGAAUUUUAUCUUGUAAUUGGCUUAGAUCAUUGGCAGAUUAUCCCAAAGGAAGGUUCGUAAGGUGGUCAUUAAAAUUUUAAUGUAAUAUUUCCAACAGAUUAAUCAGUGAAAAUUCAAGAUUUUCAUUAAUUAAUUCUUGUUAGUUUUUAAUUCAAUUUUUUAUCUAAAACUAUUUGUUUUAUUUUCUAUUGUCAUAAAAUUGUCAAAGAUUUUAAAUUAAUUAAUAUAUCUCAGCAAUCUGUUCUUGUUGCUGUGAUAAGUUUAAUUAAUUGCAAACAAUUGACAAAUGUUAUGACUAUGGAACCUCAGAGAUUAUAAUUGAUUUUAGUUACUGUUUAUUAGCUAGAAAACCAUACAAGUUUGAAAUAUCAAAUUUCCAUUAUUAAUUAAUGUAUUAUAUAAAAUUGUAAAAAUUCCUGGUAUUAUUUUGUAGAAAUUCAUUAAAAUUGUUAAUCAAUCACCUUUUAAACCUUCUUUAUUAAUAACUACAUUUUUAGAAUUACCAUUCUAAUUUUUGAAUGCAAUAAGUAUCAUGUAACCACAAACUUCUACCUCCAAUCAUUUUUCUUGUGUGAAAUAUCUAAUUAACAAAUGAGUUAUCGGUCAAUGAUCUCGUACUGUUACCAUUGUUUGAAAAUAUUCUAAGAAAAAAAAAUUCUAUUUCUCGUCGGAUUUUGUUAUUCGUAUAAAGAGAAGAAACUCUGUUUAAUAAUCAUGUCAUUGCUGUGAUUAUUAUUUUCAUUGCCUUCAAUACUCUUCGUCCAUUAAGUGGGGUUGUUUUUUCAAACAAGUCCCAGAUGCUCAAACUAGUUAUACUUGAAACAAUCAUCAUCUUGUUCUUUGUAAUCACAUUACAGCACUUGUGCCAAUAUGGAAUUUAGCCUGAGAGAAGCAUUGUGUCACAUUGCCAAUUUUUGUUUUUUCAUUAUGUCAAAUUGGAAUGUUGACUACAAGCUACUACCUCUAGGUUGGACAAACAGUAAUGGAAUAGUGUACAAAUGCACCAAUUUCUUGUUGCCUUAUAACUCUGAGCCUUUUCGAUAGUUCUGUCUAUAAGCCGAGCAUUUUAACGAUGAUGGUUUACGUUAACGUAGACUCGAGAAUAACGAAAGGUUGUGCGAC